AUGGCGUCCCCCGUUCAGGUGGCCCCCCACAAUAGCUCGCUUCCUAUGUGUCCCCGCUCGACCCGCCUCGGCGAGGCCUUCAAAUAUGUCACCGCCGCGGUUUUCCUCGUGGUUUUCGUGCUGGGGACGGCGGGCAAUUGGAUGCUGCUGAGAGUAAUUCACAAGAAGACACGCCCGAGGAGCGGGGCGAGCAUCCUGAUCGCAAGUCUGGCUUUGGGAGAUCUGGUCCACGUGGUGAUAGACAUCCCGGUCAGCGCCUACAGGCUCGUGGUAGGAGGUUGGCCUUUUGGCUUGGCGUUGUGCAAGAUGGUGCCUUUCAUCCAGAAAACGUCUGUUGGUAUUUCAGUGUUCAGUCUUUGUGCUCUCAGUGUUGACAGGUACCGUGCAGUUGUUUCUUGGCAACGGAUCAAAAGCAGAGGAGUGUCAGUGGUGGAAAUAUCUCUCAUAUGGCUCGUCUCCAUCAUACUGGCUCUACCCGAACUUGUGGGCUUCUCCGUGAUCAACGUACACCACAAAGACCAACAUCUGAGGAUUUGUCUGCUUCAUCCUGUGCAGACCACACCGUUUAUGCAGUUUUAUAAGGCCGCGAAGGACUGGUGGCUCUUCAGCGUCUACUUCUGCUUGCCGCUGGCUUGGGCCGUCAUCUUCUAUGCGCUAAGGACCGGGAAGAUGCGGAAGAACAAAGAGAACUUAAACAAACACAGCAAGCAGAGGCAAGCUGCUGCAAACACGACUCUGUGCCUGGUGGUGUUGUUUGCUGUCUGCUGGUUGCCACUCCACCUCAGCAGAAUCCUUAAAUCAACCAUCUACGACCAGAAAGAUCCGGAUCGAUGUCAACUGCUAAGCAUCUUACUUGUGCUGGACUACGUCGGCAUCAAUCUGGCCUCCCUCAAGUCAUGCAUCAACCCCGUGGCGUUGUACGUACUCAGCAAGAGAUUUAAGAGGGCGUUCAAGGCGUGCCUUUGUAGUCGGCGUCUUCGCGUGUCUCGCGACGAGCCCGAGAGGAGUCUAAAGGAUCAGUUUUGCCCGCCGAAAGACGGGAAACAGCUGCUCGGCCAAGAGGAUGUCAAAAGUGCACAACAGCCCCUGUAA
Nerophis ophidion (straightnose pipefish) is the source of this 1092-nucleotide messenger RNA. Its product is annotated as endothelin receptor type B-like. Gene Ontology annotation, molecular function: endothelin receptor activity. Lineage: Eukaryota; Metazoa; Chordata; Actinopteri; Syngnathiformes; Syngnathidae. Gene Ontology annotation, biological process: G protein-coupled receptor signaling pathway; enteric nervous system development; regulation of blood pressure. The record is from RefSeq and is a predicted model, not a curated record. Gene Ontology annotation, cellular component: membrane. The coding region runs from base 1 to 1092 and encodes 363 amino acids. The transcript is spliced from 7 exons.